Molecule: messenger RNA, 1241 nt
Organism: Melanaphis sacchari
Lineage: Eukaryota; Metazoa; Arthropoda; Insecta; Hemiptera; Aphididae
Product: homocysteine S-methyltransferase YbgG-like
Exons: 6
Coding region: 277-1218 (313 amino acids)
Biological process (GO): S-methylmethionine cycle
Molecular function (GO): S-adenosylmethionine-homocysteine S-methyltransferase activity
Source: RefSeq, a predicted model, not a curated record
UAUUGCAUCAUGCACUUAUGCUCGUUGCUGGUGUACGAAUGUACGAUGCACACGUAGAUUGUACAUAAUACGCGUAGAACAUAAUGUUCAUAUUUUGACUAUAAUCGUUCUGGUCCAAGGCAAACAGUGGUUAUUAGUUAUUACAUCGCUUGUCGUCGUCGGUCAUGAAUAUAAUUCAGUGAAUAAUCAGUCGGUGUACCAAUAUAUAGUAUCAACAUAAAUAUAUUGUUUUCAUCACAAUUCCAAAAGUAUCGCAAUUUUCUAUAUUUCAUCGACAUGCAGGAUUCUACGAUUCUCAGUACGAAAAUGCACCUCUUGGACGGUAGUUUCAUCAGUGGAGUUUGGCCGUAUGCAGACCACGACAAUGUCAUAAAACAUCCACUUUGGGGGUCAAAUUUGCUGCUCACCAACGAAGAAGCUGUUGUCAAUUGUCACAGAGAUUAUAUCAAAGCUGGAGCGGAAUUUCUGACCACAAACACAUACCAGGCGAGUAUCGAAGGCUUUCAAAAAUUCUUAGACUUAAACUUUGAUCAGAGCUUUGAAUUGAUUAAAAAUUCUGUCGCGAUUUGUCGACGAGCAAUAAUGAAAGAAAGUUCUGAGUGGACAAUUCGAAUAAUGGGAUCGGUUGGUCCGUACGGCGCUUCACUGUGCGAUGGUUCCGAAUACAAUGGAAAUUAUAUUGACAAAAUUGAUUUAAAAGAACUUUACGAAUGGCAUAAACCUCGGAUCCAAGCAUUAGUGGAGGCUGGUGUCGAUGUGCUACUUUUCGAAACGAUUCCUUCGACCGGCGAGGCUGAAAUUUUGCUAAACAUACUAUCCGAGUUCCCAAAUCAAAAAGCAUGCUUGUCGUUCUCGUGUAAGGACAGCAAACAUAUAAGUCACGGUGAGACAUUUGCAAGCGCUGUUGAAAAGUUCUGGUCGAAUGAUUCCCGAAAACAGUUGAUUGCUAUUGGCAUGAACUGUCUGGACCCAGCACUUAUAACACCACUUUUGAUGUCCGUAAAAACUGAAAAUGUCGAUUUUAUUACUUAUCCAAAUGGCGGUGGCAUAUGGGAUGCUGUUAAAAAAUGUUGGGAUAAUACUAAAACAUAUCAAAUUUCCAUCGAGGAUCUGGACUUGUGGAGUAAAAAAGGUCUAAAAAUAAUUGGUGGUUGUUGCAACACCGAUGCAACUCAAAUAUCACGUUUUAGAUACUUAAUUGACAACUUAUCUUCCUAAUAAUAAAUUUGUAUCACUAUUAA